Sus scrofa (pig) is the source of this 2078-nucleotide messenger RNA. RefSeq names its product cyclin dependent kinase 3 (gene CDK3). Gene Ontology annotation, biological process: signal transduction; protein phosphorylation; regulation of G2/M transition of mitotic cell cycle. The record is from RefSeq and is a predicted model, not a curated record. NCBI's taxonomy places the organism in Eukaryota, Metazoa, Chordata, Mammalia, Artiodactyla, Suidae. Gene Ontology annotation, molecular function: cyclin-dependent protein serine/threonine kinase activity; ATP binding; cyclin binding. Gene Ontology annotation, cellular component: nucleus; cytoplasm; cyclin-dependent protein kinase holoenzyme complex.
GGAGGGCCCUGGGGGGUGCCAGGGCCCAGGUGGGGGUCCCAGGACGCCGGGGGGCCGCUCUUGCCAAGGUUCUACCCUCCCAGGAGGCUGAGUGUCCUCCAAACAGGCCGGGCCCAGCCGCUCACCCUGGCCGUGCGGCCUAGGGCCGGACUGUGGCUUCAGAAGCUCUUCCUGACCCCUGACCUCUGCCCCAAGCUGACCCCGGCCCACCUGGGCGGCCCCUCUGGGCAACCUUCUGCCUCCGCAGGCUCAGGCCUGGCCGGGCAGGGCCCGGGGCCGGGGCUGGGGCCGAGAGGUUUGGGCCCGCUCGCGCUCCGUAGCCGGCUCGGGGCGGCUGCCUCCUGGGGCCUGGGGGUUCCUGUCCUGCCGGGGCUGGACCAGGGGCGGCCUCGCUCCAAGCCAGGACCCCAGGGAUGGGCUGGGGUCGGGGUGGGCGCCGGGCUGAGGCCAGGGCGGCCUGGCAGGCAGAGCAGGGUGAGCCCUGGGGGCCACAGGCCGCAGCAUGGGGGGCCCUGGGCCGGGGGGCCGUGGAGGCUGGAGAGGCAGUGGGGUGCUGGGCGUGGGGGCGAAGGCCCCAGGCGCCGUCUGUUUCCAGGGCGGCUCUGCGGCCAUGGACGUGUUCCAGAAGGUGGAGAAGAUUGGCGAGGGCACCUAUGGGGUGGUGUACAAGGCCAAGAACAAGGAGACGGGGCAGCUUGUGGCCCUCAAGAAGAUCAGGCUGGAUCUGGAGACCGAAGGGGUCCCGAGCACCGCCAUCAGAGAGAUCUCCCUGCUCAAAGAGCUUAAGCACCCCAACAUCGUCAGGCUGCUAGACGUGGUGCACAGCGAGAAGAAGCUUUACCUGGUGUUUGAGUUCCUCAGCCAGGACCUGAAGAAGUACAUGGACGCCACCCCAGCCUCCGAGCUCCCCCUGCACUUGGUCAAGAGCUACCUCUUCCAGCUGCUGCAGGGGGUGAACUUCUGCCACUCGCAUCGGGUCAUCCACCGAGACCUGAAGCCCCAGAAUCUGCUCAUCAGUGAGUUGGGGGCCAUCAAGCUGGCUGACUUCGGGCUGGCCCGAGCCUUCGGGGUGCCCCUACGCACCUACACCCAUGAGGUGGUGACACUCUGGUAUCGGGCCCCCGAGAUCCUCCUGGGCUGCAAGUUCUACUCGACGGCUGUGGAUGUCUGGAGCAUUGGCUGCAUCUUUGCAGAGAUGGUGACCCGCAGAGCCCUGUUUCCUGGCGACUCUGAGAUUGACCAGCUCUUUCGUAUCUUUCGGACCCUGGGGACACCCAGUGAAGCCAUGUGGCCGGGAGUCACCCAGCUGCCUGACUAUAAGGGCAGCUUCCCCAAGUGGACCAGGAAGGGGCUGGAGGAGAUCGUGCCCAGCCUGGAGCCAGAGGGCAGGGACCUGCUCACGCAACUCCUGCAGUACGACCCCAGCCGGCGGAUCUCGGCCAAGGCCGCCCUUGCCCACCCGUACUUCUCGUCCACCGAGAGCUCCCCGGCCCCCCGCCAGUGUGCGCUGGAGCGUUUCUGCCGCUGAGAGUGUGUGAGGCCCGCCGCCUCCGAGGCUCUCUCCGGCUGCUGCCCCCCGGCCUCCCCACCCACUUGCCAAGAAAGAGGCCACAUCUGGGGAGAGAGCAGAGUGGCAUCAGCUGCCAGAGGGCUGAGUUUGGGUUAGUCCUGCCAGCAGGUUGGCGUGUUCCUGUGUUGUUUGUUGGGUUCGUUGGUGCCGUUUCGAGAUAGGGGCACAGAAGCCCCAAGCACGAGGGAGGGGGUGCGUUAGAGGCGGGGUCCCCUGGCACCAGAACAGCAGGUGCCGAGGAGAGCAGGAAGCCUGCCCGGACCCCGAGGGCAGGGGGUCCCCCUGGCUGGUCUUUUUGGAUUUAAAGUGUUUUAGGGAAGAGUUGAGUUCCAGUUAAGCGUCCCCAAGUUAAACAGGAAGCGGAGCGAGGAAGACAGGCAGCUCCCAACCCCAGAGGUCGGGCGUGUGGCUGUUCGAAAGGGUGUUUUCACCUAGGAUGUGCUUGGGUUUGUCUGUCUCUGGCUUUAAGAGCAGAAAAUAAAAGCGACGCAUUCCUUUAAAAACGAAA